UAUGUUUUGGCCAAGUAGCCAAUCAGGGGACGAGAUUCAAAGGUAGCCGCGCCCCCAACCACAGUCAUUGGAUGGAUUCGAAUAGAAAAAGAAAAUGACGUAGCCAUUAUCCGGCUGUCAAUAGUAGGCAAGUCGACUUUUUCCAUUUUUUACACCCUCUUGUCGGCAAAGUCACCACAAACGACAUCUUCGCCGCUGUGUGUGUAUUGCUAGAGUAGCGAGGAGUGUGAAACACUCCCCUAUCUUUAAAACCCUCAAUAAAUACUUAAAAUACAGAGGUUGGUUGUUCCAAACUGCUUCUGCAUGUUAACAAAAUCUAACUUUUUUCGGUGGUUCUUUUGGUGGAGGUUACCUAGCAACUAGACGGCGCCUGUACACUGCCGGCCGGGCUCCAGACGCUCAGCACGACCGCGUAGGCUACAUUAUUAAUGAUGCUACGGACACUAAACCUGCCCGAGAAGCCAUAUGUCAGGAAAGGGAGACACAGAAAUGCUGCAGCUACAUGCAAGAUGACGUCAGGAUCAAGAGGAAAGCCUGUGGGACGGUUUCACUCAACACCGAUGUCGGAGUGAAGAAGAACCGGAUCAGAACUCGAGUGAAGACAAAGCAUCCAUGGAGGGAGACGCAGAGGAUUCAGAAGAAGAAUGCCGUGUGGAGGGCAGGCCAACUGUGCUUUGGCAGAAGUGCAUUCAGCAGAGCAUCUUUGUUGACCUAAGUGAGGAUGAAAGUCUCCACCUCAGUGAUUUGGAGAGUUCUUUAGCCUCAUGUGUGUCCCAGACAGAGUCUGCUGCCUCCGAGCCAAGCAUUCAUCUCAGUGGGAGCAUGGAGCUGUCGGCCUUAGAUGAUACCUCGUCAGCGUCCAGUAUUGUCAACAGCAGUCAGAGUGACAGGAUGGUAGAGAGCAAGACCAAGAGCAGCAUAUUGCAUGUGUCCGCCCAAAGACCAAACACCAUUCAAGAUGAGACGCCCUUAAAAAACGAGGACUCAGGGCAACAAACGAGUGAUGAGGAUCAGGAGGACCUGCCUUUUGAUGGUGACCUGGGAAGCCCCUACUUCAAUCAAACAGCCAACUCUGAGGGCAAAAUGAGCUCUGAUGGAAUAGAAACGGUUCAUGCUGGUCCUGAUGUCGCUGGUAUGCUUGAAUGUAAGACAAGAGAUAAAGAUGAUAUUGUCAAACGCUUGGUUUCUGUUGAGCGUUAUGCUGAGAAACCAGCGGCCUCGUCACAAGCGGAUGCCAACGCCAACCUUGUUGAUGCUUCCAAGCCAAGGGAGGUUGCCCAAUCGAGUCCUCGUCCUUCAGGCAUUGACCAGUUGUUACUGCGACACUUCUCCCGGGAGGAGCUGCUUCAGCCCUGCAGGCUGAUCGAGGCGGAGACCCUGCCAGAGGUGUCCCUCCUGGAGAGCGUGGACGACACUGUUUUUAGCGGGGCUCCAACACACAUCAGCACAACAAUGAGCGGCCACCUGUCGGGCAGCUCUCCUUGUAAUUCUGAGAUGAAUCAGAGCGUGUGCUCUGACAGGACUGGUGGGAAAAGGACACGUUUAGAGGAAGAAGCAGAAAGGGACAUCCCCGCUGUCCCCUCUGCUGAUUCUGACAGCAUUUCAUCGAGCUCUGCAAGUAUCCAUUCAGAACAGUGCAGCGGGGAUGCAAGUGCUUUGUAUGAAGAGCAGCAGGAAAAGGCCACAGUGGGUGAACAGGAUCUAAAAUUCCCACUUGUGCGCACCAGGUCCUUCAGUGAGAUGAAGUACGGUCAAGGCCAAGUCCAUUACCGGCUACCUGACUUCUCCAAGGUUUCCCCCAAGGUGAAAAUCCCCAAAACACCAAAUGGACCAGCCAGGUCUGUUCCUCAGAGCCCCCGGACCAUGCACAGAGCCCAGUCCUCCCCGGGGGUGCUCGAGGUGAUCAACAGAGUCCUGGAGGAUUCGGUGCAGCCUUCAGUGAAGCCCUAUGUCUUCAAAGACGAGGACAAGCGGUCUCCUCCAGCACUGGUGCAUCACCUGCAGGCUAAAUAUGAUAAAUUACUAACUAAAUAUGCUGAGGCUGAGAAUCGUAUCGAUCAAAUGAGAAUAGGAAACAACGCUCCACCCUCCUCAGAAGCAAUGCCUUAUUUAAAUGGUGAUGAUGAUCAGGAUAACUUAGUAGAGGGAAGCCAUCUUGGAUCCGUGGCGCGUCACCUUCCCCCAUCAGAAAACUUUGGCGAGAAACAGGAAACAGUCCCACAGAUCAACAAUCCGGUGAUGAACACAACACCCUGCUGCCAGCCUGAGGAGGGUCCCAGUGAUGGUGAACGAAUGACCACAGAGCUGAAAGACGUCAUCAGCCAGUUCACGCAGAAGGUGGAAGGAUUUCAAUUAAGUGUGAGCAUUAUGUCGGUGAGCACAGCAGAGCAGCAAGUUAUGUUGAGGAGCAUUUUGGAGGCUCAGGACCAACUGGAAAGAGAGUACAUCAGUAAGAAGGAAGAGCACAGAGCUCUGGAGAUGCAAAGCUACAAGGGCCUGUCCAGGAAAACCGGCAUCUUUGACCCAAACAGGCUGGUGGAGGGAGACAUAUUCAGGAUAGGGAUGCAACUUGAGGACAUAAAGGAGAUGAUUGACAGAAAUGUGUGUGAGCAGAUUUCUCCACCCCAUUCAUCCUCCACUCCCACACCCAUGAAAGAGAUGCUGCAAAUGAAGCCCUAUCCUCUCCGCAUGCCCACACCCUCACCUCCACCAUCCCUGCACGAGGGGCCAAGUGCAGCUUUUUCCAUCGUGGGUAAUAAGAUGGAGGCACAAAAAGAAGCGGAAGUCGAGGAAGCCAUUGAGGUCCAUGUAGAUUCUUUCCUGGAAAGUCACAGCUACUGCCAUUCAAGGAGCUCGCCGGGCUCUCUGGAAGGUGAUGAUCAGAGGAUCUCCGUCUCGUCAGAGUUGACACAUCGAAGCAACAUCUUAGCAAACCUGAGCGGAAGCAACUUAUCCUCAAGAGAGAGGACGCGCGACAGUGUCCUGAACCCGCUUGGUGACUGUGACCCGCGUGAGUGCGUGAGUCUGGCUGUGGAGGUCUCGACUUCAGCUAAUGCACCCAGAGACUCAGAACGCCACGUUCCCUUAGAUCCUCCUCUCAACACCUCAUCUGUUUCACAGAGGAUUAUAAGUCCAGAAACCGACAGUGGCUUUGGGAGCUCCUACUUGAACCAAUCGCCCUCUGGACCGUUUCAACCAAAUCUGCUCACAGAAAGUGGACGGCCCCAGGAUGUUGGUUUAAGUAGCUUAGACAGUGAAGGCUCCUUCUCCAACCUGCAGACAGCCAUCCAGACAGCCUCACUCUCCAGCCAGCGAUGGGCCAGUCCUCACCCGUCUGUCCAAACACAAUCCUGUGGUGUAGCAGCAGCAGCGGCGGUGGAGCGGUGGGUGGAGAGCACCACGAAGGAGCCUUCGAUCGGGCUGCAGGCACCUGAACGCAGCCUGGCCGCCCGGCUCCAUCGCCACGUGUCUGAGCCUGUGCUCAUCACUGCCAUGGAUUCAGAAGAGAGAGGCAGCCCCCCGUACUCCUGCUCAUGUAAUAGUGAGGCCAUCCUAGCUUUGCAGUCAGAGGUAACUCGGCUGAAGAAAGACCUCGAGGAGGGCUUGGUUCAGCUGCCUCACCUAGCACACAAGAUGGACUUUCUCACCUCCAAAUACAGACGGAAUCGUCAGGAGCGCAGGUCUGAAAAGACCCACCACGGACAAGACUACAGCAGUGUGUGGAAGCCAUCACUGAGUAUCACUCAGAAUGUGAGCAGUUGCAGUCAGAUGAGGAUAGAGGACUGGAUCUCCUCCGACAUGGACAAAGGUACAGACAGAAGUGACACAGCUGGCUCUGAGAUCAUGUUGGAGAUCCCUGGUUCAGCUGCAGAGAGCAUUAGAGGCCGUGUGCCCUCCGCGCACGAGUCUCAAUACAAGCUUCACGAGGCGCUGCAGUCAAACCGAGGGUCGGAGGGAAGCGGCUUAUCGGGUGUCACUCGUUCCAUUUUAAAAGGAGGGAAGACUUCUGACAGAUAUGCUCAGCCAAAAACUGCCGUGGACAGUUUUUACUCCAAAGAGAGGUGGUCUCCUUUCACCUCUCCAUCGCUUCAGAAGCCCCUUCUCCAGGUGGCCUAUGGCUCCUCCAGCAGCCUGCCUGCAAGCUAUAAAGUGAAGGAGCCGUCUGCGCGGCCCAUGUCCAGUCACAGAAAGCGCUCCACCCAGUCCGACACGGCGCUCCUCCCCAGCAACGUGUACUUUCAGCGGACGCCGUCUCCGUCAUCACUGCCCUCAAAGACCGGCAGCAGGCCAGGCAGACGCAGAGGGACCACGGAGGUGGAAAUGAACAGGACUCUGGACCGGGCCAUUGAGGUGGCCCGCAGCAUGAAGAGGACCACAGACCAAAUGGCCAGGAGACUGUCAGCUGACCUGGCUGAGGCUCAUUGUCACAGCAGAGUGCACAGCGUGCAUCCGCAAGGGGGCAGGAAACCCCAUUAUAACAAGCAGACUGCAGAUCAGUUUACUCUGUAAUCAGGAUCUGCCAGUCACUGUGAUGCCGGAUGCCUGUGCAGCAUAUUUGUUUGUAGAAUUAUUCUUUAAAAAUCUCUUUAUGUAAAUUGGUUUUGCUUUUUACCUGUCUGUUUAUAAUUAAAGUCUGAAAUCAAGUAUAGGGCAUUUUGAUUUUUUUUUUAAUGAAUAAUGAAAGAAAAAUAAAAGCAUGUUGAUGUACAGCAAUUCUGAGUAUCUUAAAAAGGAAAAAAUUCAUGCUUAAUGAAAUCAUCUCACCGCAUGUACCUUAUAUCCAUUAAUAUGAAUUUACUGUUUUUGUCAGGAGGGACACUUUGAAACAGUUGUGACGUCGACUGACCUUAGUGGGCAACAUCAGUCCCAGUACAAGCGUUGACUCAGCCAAUAAA
Pungitius pungitius (ninespine stickleback) is the source of this 4895-nucleotide messenger RNA. Its product is annotated as microtubule organization protein AKNA-like. The coding region runs from base 613 to 4509 and encodes 1298 amino acids. The transcript has 22 exons. The record is from RefSeq and is a predicted model, not a curated record. Lineage: Eukaryota; Metazoa; Chordata; Actinopteri; Perciformes; Gasterosteidae.